Chelonus insularis is the source of this 1482-nucleotide messenger RNA. RefSeq names its product isoprenylcysteine carboxylmethyltransferase ste14 (gene ste14). The coding region runs from base 246 to 1112 and encodes 288 amino acids. Gene Ontology annotation, cellular component: endoplasmic reticulum; membrane. Gene Ontology annotation, molecular function: protein C-terminal S-isoprenylcysteine carboxyl O-methyltransferase activity. Gene Ontology annotation, biological process: C-terminal protein methylation. NCBI's taxonomy places the organism in Eukaryota, Metazoa, Arthropoda, Insecta, Hymenoptera, Braconidae. The record is from RefSeq and is a predicted model, not a curated record. The transcript has 3 exons.
AUAAACAUUAAAACAUGUUGCAAGUUUUUUUAUCAAAAAUUUACUCCAAUACUGUAAGAAAAUAACUAAAAUUUAUAAUUAUUAUAGAAAAAUGUGUGAUUAUAGAUAGUCCAAAUUAAACUAUGUCUUAAAAUAGUCAGUUCCAUUGUAUUGCUCUAUAUGAGCAUUAAAUAUUGUAAUUAUAACCUAGUUUUGAUUAAACUUUAUUGCACUAAAAAAGGGAUAUCACAGUUUAUUUAAUUACAAUGACUUUAUGUCGUGAGGGUAAAAUUAGUUUAGGAUGUUUUGUUACCGCAAUAAUUAUUGCAAGUGUACCAGAAAUUGUAUUGAGAAUUGAAUUUAACUCUUAUGUCCAUGAGGUCUUCAAACACACUUGGUUUAUACAUAUUUUUCAAUUUAUAUUUUUAAACACACUCAUUUUUCUAUUCUUUCAAGGAUUCUUAUAUCAGGUAACUGUGCGGUCAGCGUUUCUUGGCUACGUUUUCGCCUUGGGGAUACUAAUUUCGAUUUUAGCACCAAUAUCAUGGAAGUGCUUUGGAAUAUAUCUUACUAUUUUAGCAACCUUCCAUUAUACUGAAUUUUUCGCUAUUGCCUGGUCAAAUCCAAAAGCCGUUUCCAUCGAUAGUUUCAUUCUUAAUCACAGUUUGGCUUAUGGUAUAGCUGCAUGUUCUAGUUGGCUAGAAUUUGCAGUUGAGAGAUAUUGGUUUCCAGCUAUGAAGGAACCAUAUUUUAUAUCAUACCUUGGACUAAUCAUGUGUAUUGGUGGAGAAAUAUUGCGAAAACUAGCAAUGUUCACAGCAAAACAUAAUUUUAAUCAUCUUGUACAAAUAGAGAAAUCAGAUAAUCAUCAGCUGGUUACACAUGGCGUUUACAAAUUAUGCCGACAUCCUAGUUAUGUGGGAUGGUUUUAUUGGUCUCUUGGUACUCAGUUAAUUUUGCAGAAUCCUAUUUGUUUCGUGGCAUACACUAUUGCAUCCUGGCAAUUUUUCUAUAGUCGAGUAACAAUAGAAGAAAUAACAUUAUUGAAUUUUUUCGGACAAGAAUAUGUCAAAUAUCAAAAGGAAGUUGGAACUGGAUUACCUUUCAUCUCAGGUUAUACAAUUGAAGCGUAGCAACCCGUAAUGGUAUAAUUUAUUGUAUAGAUAAUUAAUAUUAUAAAAGUAAUGUACAUUCGCAAUAGGUAAAAAAAAAUUGUAUGUUAUAUUGUCGGAAAUAAUUCAACCUGACAGCGUAAAGUAAAUACAUCAUUAACAAAUUAAAGCUAAGUUUUAUUAAUAAUAGAAUUGUUUUAAAAUUAUAUUCGUUGUAUUUUUUGUUAAUUUUUUUUAUCAAAAUUAUAUUUAUUGUCAUUUCAUUUCACAUAAUUUAUACAUAACAAUACGUACUAUACUUUCAUCUGUUUUCGUAUUAUGUACUUUCACAUUUGCAAUUAUCAUAUAAUUAAAUUACAUAUUUUUAUUUUUAUCGAACAUAAAAUUUUUU